Messenger RNA from Pararge aegeria (speckled wood butterfly), 6269 nucleotides. RefSeq names its product proteasome activator complex subunit 4A-like. Bases 320 to 6211 code for a protein of 1963 amino acids. The transcript is spliced from 25 exons. Gene Ontology annotation, biological process: proteasomal ubiquitin-independent protein catabolic process. The record is from RefSeq and is a predicted model, not a curated record. Gene Ontology annotation, molecular function: proteasome binding; peptidase activator activity. Lineage: Eukaryota; Metazoa; Arthropoda; Insecta; Lepidoptera; Nymphalidae. Gene Ontology annotation, cellular component: cytosol; nucleus.
UAUUCUUGGCACACUGUUGACAUGACAUUGCAAUUUGGUCUUGAACAGUGAUACGUCAAUCUAAAUCAUUAAAGUGCAUAAAAAUCGUAAAACGGAACGUUGAAAAAUAAUGUAUGAACCUUUGAUAUUUAUUCGGAUUUCGUUUCUUGGUGAAUUUUAGUGAUGACUUGCUUUAAAUUCAAUGUUGUUUUUCAUGUGUCGGUGACUGGACAAACAACAAAGCAAUAAACCUUAUGUGCACUGAAUAAAACAUGACGUGUUAGAAAUAUUUGUGAAGAGUGAUGUUUUUGUGAAUUAUUAUUAUUUUUAAUACUUCAAAAUGUUAUUGGACGAUGACUAUGAGGGGUUUGUUACGACCCCGGAGAGGAUCAAGGCUCUGGGGUUCAAGCCGCAAAAGGAACUCCUGACUAACCACCUGCUGCCAUACGCUGAUCAGUUAGAUGACGAGUCACAACUAUUCCUUCAACAGGUGAAGACAAACCUGGCCAAAUCAGUUAUGCUGCGGGAGAUGAAACCUGCCUGCGGGGUUUGGUCCUCUCGGUUAAUGAAAUAUAUACGCAUUUAUGGCUUGAAGUUCGGGAAAGAAGACCAUUUAUUGUUUAUAAAGCUUGCCUAUGAGCUUGUUCUCAUUCCGGAUCUAGAGCCAUGCAAAGUCCACAAGUUUGCUACACUGUUCCUUAUGCUCACAAAGAAAAGAUUCCUUAUAUCACCUGAAGAGCUGACACUUCCAUGGCGACCUCUUUAUGAUGUUGGAUUUAGGAUUUUCGAAAAGAGUUCAUCAAGCAUUGGCAUGUACCACUACCACACGCGCAAAAGUGAAAAUUCACGGCCGAGUGUACUCGACAUGGUUCGGAAAUUUAUCUCGGGAAACGGUUUAGCCGGCGCUCUCGAUUUGUUUGGACUUCCGUUACUGGAGGAAACUGAACUACCGACAUCCCUGGAGUCGUCGUAUAUGACAAUGAUAAAAUGUGCGAAACCAUAUUUCCCUGUUGGGGCGACCAAAGAAAUACUAGAGGAGUUGCUGCCACAAAUCUGCCCGUGGUCGUCUAACUCUCAAAUGAUGGGACCUUUUACGACCUUCUUGCCUGUAGGGCUGUAUCCAGAGCACGCGGAGCAGGGCCACUUACUGUGGUUCGAUAAACUGAUGGACUUAUGGGACGUGUGCUAUAACAACCAGUGCGGGAUUUCGGAUGUGAUGAUGCUUUUUGCUGGUCUGGCGAAAAGGAACCCGGGUGCGGUGGACUGGACGCCACACGUGCCCAAAAUGUUCAUGAGAUUCCUACACGCCCUCAGUUUACCCGUCAGCUACAAAGAUAUGCAGUACACCAAGAAUCAUUCGCUAGACAUGAAGGUUGUUGCAUCCUGGAUCGUCUGGACCAUCAAUCCAGAUGGUGUCGUGUUGAAACACUUAAGAUCAUUCCUGGCGGGGGUGGAGAGCUACCUGCAAAGCGCCAACGCUGGCCGGUGGUCAUUUAAACUGAGAGAUCUUCUUAGAAAAUUGGCCAGAGAAUUUCUCAUCAGGGUGCGUCGUGAACGCGAAAAAAAAUUGCAAGAAACAUGGGAGAACAAAACCCCAGAACACUACAAACUUCGAGAUGAGGACAUAACGGAAUUCGUUAAAAUAGUCCUCGAGCCAACCUUACAGGCCGUUUACAGCAGGAACGGUUCACUGGACAUUUCUCUAGCUUUACAGAACUUGUCUACUUUACGACCCGCCAUCGUGAUACCUCCUCUAAUCGAGAGAUUAAGGACAUCGUUGACUUCUUUGACUGAGCCUCACAGGGUCACAGCAGCAAUGACAGCGGUGGCAGCAGUCGCUCGACCAAUGAUCCAAGGAGCCAAUGCAGACUAUCCAGAAGGACCGACACACGUGGUUCCCUUUUUAAUGGCUGUAUUACCAGGCCUCGAUCCAAACGACAUCAAGAAAACUUUAGUCACCCUACAUUUCAUACUCAUUUUUAGCGGAAUGAUACCUUUCAUCGAUUGUAGCACCGCCCACGAGCACCACUCCGAUCUAACUGAAGAGGAGUUACUCGUUUGUGAAUCGACAGCUCAAUUCGAAGAUUUCAUAUUAAUCUUCUUAGACAGGAUCUUUGUUAUUAUAGAGUCGAGCGUUACUGAGCAUGCGCGGUUGGACACAAAAGACCAUGACUGCGUUAGAAGCAAGACAGAUGCUGUCAUGGAAACCGCCAUUUCCUCCGCGGCGACCGCGGUUUUAACUCAAUGCUCCCCCAAAAUAUUUAAAGAAGCUUUGAGGAAGUUCAAAUCGUUCGCGACCGAAACUACGUUCGAGACCAACGUAUCUGGAAGCAUGGUCGGUGUGCUUUUAAAAGUGUUCAGUCGAAUCGAUUCUGAGUCAACUUUGGCUGCGUUUCUCCCCAAACUCAUAGAAGAAUUAACAGAGUUAUUAGCGAAUGACGAGGUCUUAAAAGAAGAGAACCCCCCGCGGGAUCUCUGCUACAGCCUCGUUUUAUUCAAACAGGUCAUAGAGUGUAAUGGCACAGCAUUGCUUAAAUACAUGCCUCAGAUAGUUCCAGUACUAGAUCGCUUAUUGAAACUGCACGCGACUUACGCAUUAGUUCGCGCAGCGGAUGCUCUUGCCCACAUAUUUGUUUCGUUGUCAUAUGUUGAUGUCGUGGAAUGGCGGAGUUCCGCUAAAGACUACGGGAGUGCUCCGGAAAAGUGGUUACCUGUACGCGAGUGGGGAAACGGUUGUUGGAUGCAAGAUGCUAAUUUAAAAUGGCAUGUCCCUAACGCAGACGAAGCGCAAUGCGCGCAGAUGUUGGUGGACAGAUAUGUCAAACAUGAAGUUACACGUCUCCGGCAAUGGUUGAGUGGGGAAAGGGACAUGAGCCGUGAGCGAAGGUUGAAGAGUUACUACAUAUUUAACGCGAUGCUGGCGAGCUGUAACUUCUUUCCACCGGCUAAUGAGAAGCAUCUUCCUAUGAUAGAAUCCCAAGUACCGGCCACAUGCUUGCCCUUCAUAAACGCCGUGCCGCACGAAGUGACGCUAGACGGUGAGAACAUGCGCGUAGCCCUUACGCGUUUGCUGGUGGAUGUUCAAAGACGUCUGCUAGAUGAUAAGACAGACGAUACAAGGGGAUUGGAAACGCUUAUUCAUGUCUGGGAACGAGUUGUAGUCGUAAAGGGUCAUCGGGCGGGUCCCGGGAUAGAGGCUCGGUUACGUUCAUACAAUGCCCUCGAAAGAGCCCUGGACGGUCGUGGAGGCCUCCUUUUAGGAACUGGGUUUGGGAACGGAGGCGACGUAACGGGGUCGGCUAGGUUGCGGAUGUUGGUGGCCGACGCCGCGAGGUUGCAGUUUGAAUCGAGGUCUGACCUUGUAUGCGACGCUGGAAUGACGCCCACCGGCAUUCAAGCCCUUAACUCAUUGUUUGAGCUCUCCAUCAACACUUACAGCUCGGUGCGUAUCCUAGCUCAAAUGCGUCUCUACUGGAUGCUGAGUCACUUUCCGUAUUCUUACCGGGUGCUUGUACCAAAAAUAGUCGAGCUUCUAGCCAAAGGCGGCGAGGGCGAGGAAUGGCACGCGAAACACAAGGGCAUUUUGUUCGUCAUAAUGGGCCCUAAAGUCGGCCCGAUGAUCGCCAAACAAGAUUGGGACGUUGUCAAAGCACUUUGGCCGGCAGUUCUGAAAGCGCCGCUGAGUGAGAAACCUAGCAUACUGAGGCUCGAGCAAGCGUUCAGUGACUGUCUUCACCGUCAAUUCCCAGCGGUUAACACUCGGCUAACGACCCCGGAAAGUGCAGUAAAUGUAGCUAAAAACCUCCUCCGCGAAGAAGAUCUAAAUGACUUUGAAAAUAAUGGCCUAUUGGAAAAAGCAGUGCAGGACGAGAUAGCUACAUCCGAUAGAAUAGAGAGAGUCUAUAAUGAACUUGUGAUGGAAUUGGUUGAGGCUGCUGAGAAGCCUAACAUACAAUGGCGUCGUCUUGAACUGGCAAUGCAGAUGCUGACGUACUGCCCCCUGGUUCAAACCCACUACCCCGCUCGGGCGGUUCGUCUCAUGGUGCGAUCGUUGCUGCACGACGACAUCGCGGUGCGCCGUACCGCGCAAAAGCUGACGAUGUAUGCGCUGAAGCAGAGGAAGAAUAAAAUAAAGAAGAUCGACAUUGAUCCGUAUGAAUUUGCGGGAUUGCCUAGACCUGAGAAACAUAUACCAGGUUACAGGAAGGACCUCGAAUGGGCCAUCUGGUCCGAAGACAAGGAAAUAAAAUCCGACGAAGAGUGGGAUAGGCCGUGGUUGCGUGACUAUACUUUCGGAUUCUUUGCGUGGCCUAAGAAACUGAAGGUUGCGGCACCAACAAGUGAGCAGAAAUAUUCACUAGACACUCCCGCAGAGGAAAUGGAGGAAGGCGAACGCUAUUUGUUUGAGUUCUUCAGUGACGACGCCAACAUCGACCGCCUCACGGGCUUCUUCACUGUCGAGGAGAAGAAGGGCAAAGACAAGUUCAGCGGUAUACGUUUUUCCAUGUUUCGGAUGGCGUUCGCGCAAUUCGGCGAGCGUGUGUAUAGCAGACUGAUGUCGCACGCGGUCCGCUGUGCGGGCGAUACGCAAGAGGCGCCGCAGCGGUUUGCGGCCGAGCUGGCCGCAGCCGCACUGCGUGCGCCGCGGUACUGGCCGAGAAACCGCGCGCUGGCCCUGCAGAAAACCGCUAUGGAAGUCAUUAAAAAAGGGCUCACGUCAGUGACCGCCGAAACAAUGGAAGACUGGGGCACUUGCGUGGCCACUGGAGUGGAGAAGUUAGACCCCAUCCGCGGCAGUGAAGUGUUGAAGAAACUGCUUCAGCUAUGCGCCCCGCCGCCCGCUGUGGGGGACGUUGACCCAGAUCAUCACACCUCAUUCGUAGUUUGCGCGAGGCUUUAUGCCCUACAGGGUGCUCUCGGAUCGAUGACUUGGCGAACGGCCCCACUGGCCGCGGACUUGCUAAAGCGACUGGACGCAGCCAACUUUAUACAGCAUCCCUACCAGAAUGUCCGAGAAACUGUUGGAAGUAUACUGAUGACGAUCUUCGACACGGAGCUGGUAUUCCCUGGAGGCAGUAGCGGUAGGGCGCCUCGCCUUGAGGACUUCAUCGCUGAAAUCAAACCCAGGCUGGAGGCAUUGUACGAUGAAAAUGGAGACAUCGUGAUAAAAACGGCCGCGUCCCUGAUGGGUCCGUGCGCGUCGCAGGACACGUGCGUGUCACCCGCGCCGCCGGUGGUGGCCGGGCCCGCCAUGCCACUCACCGUGAUGCCCGCGAACCCGCACCUGGUGAGGCUGGCCACGGACACCUCCCACGCGGAACACACCCACCAGACGGAGGGUACAACGGACCCGGUGGAGGCGGAGGGCGACGAGACGCGAGUGGACAAACAGCUGGUAGAACGCCUCGACACUGCGCUACGACUGUCCGGCGACGCGGCGCCUGCGCAGCGCCAUCACGCACGCGCCGUUAACCUACUCACCACCGUUCUCCGCGCCUGCAUGGGCGUGAUCGUCCGCGGCGUCAGCGGCAACACAGAGACGCAUUACGAGCUCGUGAGCACGGCAUGCGCUUUGGCCGCACGCGGUCCGCCGCAACCGCACGAAGAACUCCCGCGAGCCGCAGGGGGUUUCCUAGCGAGCUUGGCCCUCGCGAACCACUCCUACAAGGCCUUCGAUAAAGCUUUGGAAGUGCUAGAGUCCCUGGCGGAAGGUCGGUCCUGGUGGGCGCGGUUGGCGUGCUUGGAGUUCGCGCAGCCGCUUUUGUUCUACGGGCUGCCGAUGUUGUGCGCGCAAGCUGACAGAGCGGUGCGCGCGGAGCGUUUCGCACUCAAACUGAUGAGGGACCCUCGGGUUGAGGUCCGACAGGCUGCUGCAAAACUACUAACAGGCCUUAUGCACUGUCGCGCUUUACCUGAUGAGGCAAAAACCUUGAAGGCCCUCACACGAAGUUGUAGGUCCAAGGAGUUGGUCGAACGACAUUGCGGAGUACUCGGUUUAUGUGGCUACUUAUCCUCAAGGCCAUACAGCCUUGGUCCAAGACUUGGUGAUGUUUUGGCGGAAUUGGCGAGGCAUACGAGUGCACCUGAUCCAAUACCCGCUACGAUUAGGACAGCAUUAGCUGAUUUUAGGAGGACCCACCAAGAUGACUGGUCCAAACAUAGAGAGCAGCUUACUGAAGAAGAACUAGAUUUAUUGGCAGAUUUGACGUCACCGCCCUCUUAUUGCGCUUAAACAGCAUUUUAAUAGCAAAGUUAAGGUUACGGAGACUUUUCAUUUUCAUACAAACGUA